This is a messenger RNA of Diaporthe amygdali, 1620 nucleotides long. RefSeq lists its product as uncharacterized. Lineage: Eukaryota; Fungi; Ascomycota; Sordariomycetes; Diaporthales; Diaporthaceae. The transcript has 2 exons. Bases 1 to 1620 code for a protein of 539 amino acids. The record is from RefSeq and is a predicted model, not a curated record.
AUGCGGAUAUACUCACUGACCACAUGGGUCAUAUUCGUCUUCCUGUCCAGCAUCGUCGCAAGCCAGGAACAGCCAACGUUUAUCUUCGAUGGCGGGUCGUUCCUUGGCCAGAAGUUCGCACCAGCUUACCAGCAGUCCUCGGUAUUUAACUACAGUCAAAUCGAGGGUGGGAAAGACUUCCGAUGGCAGCUGAAUGGAACGGAAGGUGAUGUGACGAAGGUCGUUGAGGUCGAUCUCAUGAACGGAAACAACGAAGUACUGGCCCAAUGGUGCUCAGAUACGACGACUUGUCCCUCAAGCCCUGGGUUUACCGCAACACCGAGCGACGACGAGCACGGGACUAUCAACUUGGGGCCUGAGAUGGCUCAAAAACUUCAAGGACACCUUGGUGAGAUGUUGUACUUUCGUCUCGACUGGCAACCCAGUGAUGGUAGAGGCAAGCAGUCAUCAUGGAGCCAGACAUGGGCCGUUGCGAGCGAUGAUACCGAGGCAGGCGUUGUGUUUUCAUCCUAUUCAUCAUUGAUGACAGCUGGGGGGUCGGUAUAUCACUCUCCAGGCCCAGCAUCCACAACUACGCCCGUAGCGACCAGUGCAACAUCAGCAUCGGCCGCGUCUGGUCUGGCCACGUCGGCAGCCGCAUCACAAAAGACAGGCAGAAAGCAGAACGGACUCACGACAGGAGCUAUUGUUGGAAUUGUCGUGGGGUGCGUUGGAGGUCUCAUCCUUGUUAGUGUCGUGGCAGGAUGCUUCUGCUUCCGACGGCGCCGAAACAUUGACGCCGACGGAGGCGGCAGCCGGGGCGUCCAGGACAUAAUCGCAGAGAAGGAGGCCCACGCCAGUAUCCUCGACAGGGACCAGCCGGACACGCCGUACUCCGAGCAAAACAGUCAAAACCCGCUGAACCGGGGAGUGGGCAUGCCCGGAAGGAACGAGAGCGGCAUUGACCUCAGUAUCGGGCAGGCCAUAUCAGGCGAGGGCUGCGGAAGCAUCCGAUCAGAGAGCGUCUACACCGGCAACGGCGGACACGAUCGCAACUCGGCCGUGUACUCCUCGCUGGGCGGGGCUGCCAACUCGGUCCACGGGACGCCUGUCAUCGGCUCCGCAGCUCUCGCCAGCGGCAACAGCAACUCACCAACGCAGAACCUGCCCUCAUCCGUGUCUAUCCAAGACCGUAGCUCUGCGAUGGGCUCACCCGUGCCGCGCUCCUCUUUGCAGCAGGACCGGUCGUUCUCGCCGUACACAGACCGGGCAGCGCAGCACGACUACAGCCAGCACCACCACGUCGUUGACGGCGCCGACCUGGUGCAACAGGAGCACUCCAAUGAUAGCACCGCGCGGAGCCCGUCGUCCCUGUACUCCAACCCUCUCGAAGAGCUGCAGCCCAUAUCGCCAGAAAGUGCCCGCGAGAACGACGGCGCCGCGGCUGCUGCUGCUGUUGCUGCUGGUGCAUCGCAGCCACGGGGCCACGCCCGGUCGACCACGCCGUCUGGGAUAUCCGGCCAAUAUGCUCACCUUGUCGAAGAGGGCAUGACAGAUGAUGAGAUCCGCAGGUUAGAAGAGGAGGAGAGGGUGCUGGACGAGGCCAUCGAGCAGGCAGGGACGGGUGGGAGGAAGAGAUGA